GGCCGUCCAGAUCGCCUGCUAACUCGCUCUCUUUGGUUGUCUUUGCCUAAGCGUGCCUCGGCCGCCGCGCUAUUCUAUACGCCUCCAGCCUAUCACCGCCGCCUCGUUGCCGCCCGGCCCACUGCCUUUCUUGCUGUAUACAGCUUUAUACCGUAUACAGUACUAUAGACUUGGCUAUCGCUUACUCGCUCACCCUGGAUCUCCGCCCUAAAUACGCACAGAGCUCGUCGUCGUCAUGGAUCAGGAAAACAUAGAAUACACCGACCUGUUUGACUUCGAAUCCUUGAUCCACUAUGGCCAGGACCCUAGUAUAGACACGUUCAAUGCAUUUACCUCUGCCGGCCUGUUCGACACCUCAUAUCAAGGGCCACCGCUGGCAGGGGAUCCGACCUUUGUCCCGGCGACGCCUGCGGAAUACUCCUUUUACAACAACAAUGCUUAUCUCACUUCGACCCCGGCAUUCACGGCCUCCCCUCAAGACUUCCGUCCGGCCGUGGACAAUUGGGCCGCAGGGGAUGCUCGUGCUCGCCCGAUGAAGGAGAAGCGAAGAGACGCCGCCAUUGAUUUUCAUAUCCAGCGAAGUAGCAGUGCGCCUCACUAUCCGCACUCACUUCCUGCAAAACCGCAGCAGGCUUCUGAUGCGCAUUCAGCCUCUUAUUCCCGUGAAUCCUCCCAGGAGAGUUUCACAGAAAAACCACAAAGCGUGGGAUCAGUCUCUCAUGCCACUCCAGGCUCCUCCCGGAGCGAGCAGUUCUCAGAGGGCACUCCUGGUAGCAUGGAGUUAGUCCUCGACAUGAACAUGAAUGCAGCCACGCAACUUCCAAAGAAGCAGAGAAAGCGGACCAAGGCGGAGAUCGAGGACUAUAUCAAUGUCCGUAGAAAUGGAGCCUGCCUAAAACAUAGAAAACAACAUAAGAAGGUAAUUUUUCCUACGCUUUUUUUAAAUCGGGAAGUACUAAUAUUAGCAGUGUAACUGCCUGGACAAGAUUAUCUCGACUCCCGGCACCCCAAAAGUGAGGACCAAAAACUCUCGGGAUAAGCAACCAUCGCUUACCCAGACUCCCAGCCCAUAUGGAUCCAUUC
This is a messenger RNA of Talaromyces proteolyticus, 1083 nucleotides long. RefSeq lists its product as uncharacterized. The transcript has a single exon. The record is from RefSeq and is a predicted model, not a curated record. Bases 236 to 973 code for a protein of 245 amino acids. NCBI's taxonomy places the organism in Eukaryota, Fungi, Ascomycota, Eurotiomycetes, Eurotiales, Trichocomaceae.